CAAGAGGAAAGAAAGUUCAUUUAAGUGGAGAAAGAUAUAAGAAGAUGUACUGUCCAUUCUGUGGUGCCAGCGUGACAUCUUCGCAUGGCUUUUGUGGUGUCUGUGGCAGAGACAUCACAUUUCUAAAAGAUGUGACUAACAAAGUCCCUGAGGAGAUGCCCACCACUAGUGCGCAUCUAAGUGCACAGCCUCGCACCAGUGCAGCAGGAAGCUCAGCUGUAGAGUCCUUUCAGAAAUAUAGGGAAAUAAAAAAGAGGGAGAGACCUUUUUUUACAAAGGGACGGCAUAACUCCAAAAAUAAACAGAAAUUGGUUAAGAUUUCUGUUGGAGUAAUGAGGAGGAUGGAUGGCUGCCUUAAACCUGUGAGAGGAAGGUCACUUCCCCUUAAUGUUGAACCUCAAUGGGCAUGUGAAGAACUGUUGGCUGCUGCCAUAAAAAAGCAGAAAGCCUUUAACCAGGACUUGGAAGAUGGUGCCCAUGUCUUGUUGUACCCUGAUGCGAGGGUGAUAACAAAUAUCCCCGGAACGGACACCCCUUUCACAGUACAGAUGUACAAAGAGGCCAUUGGAAAGCCCUACCAACGAAUUACGUUGUACAUCUGUACUCUUGAAGCCGUUGAAAACAGUUGUUACACUGGAACAACCUCUUCAAGUGACGAGGACAGUGUGGUUGUUGCAAAGUUGCCAUCUGGAGACAGUCUUGCUGACACCGUGGUCAGUUUGGAUCUGUCGUGGCAUUUAUUCUUAAAGUGAAUUUAUUUUAUUUCAGUCAGUCAUUUGUGUGUUGUAUGCAGAUGUGGGACUUUCCAAAUGAACAGAGCACUCCCAGAAUGGACAAUAGUUUGCCAGGGUAAAAUAAAACAUUGUCAACAUGUUAUUUUGUGCCACAAGAAGCAGAAUGUUUUAACAGUACAGUAGUUUGAAUAUAUUUGUUGCUUACCCAAGGAUGUGGUCUCU
Gymnodraco acuticeps is the source of this 956-nucleotide messenger RNA. RefSeq lists its product as uncharacterized. The record is from RefSeq and is a predicted model, not a curated record. NCBI's taxonomy places the organism in Eukaryota, Metazoa, Chordata, Actinopteri, Perciformes, Bathydraconidae. Bases 45 to 752 code for a protein of 235 amino acids. The transcript has 5 exons.